UGCGGCGCCCAGCCAGCCACCUCCUGCCGGCUGCGGACGCCUGCGAGCAGGUUGUUGUUUUUAUAAGAAGCGUCGUUGGCGCUCGAGCUGUGACCGCCGCCGGUGGGGCAGCCUGCGCAAUCCGGCGGAGGUGGCGCUGCCCCUUCAGACCUGAAAAAUGUCUGAAAAUUCCAGUGACAGUGAUUCAUCUUGUGGUUGGACAGUCAUCAAUCAUGAGGGGUCCGAUAUAGAAAUGGUGAAUUCUGUGACAGCCACUGACAGCUGUGAGCCCACCCCAGAAUGUUUAUCUUUAGAGCAAGAGGAGCAGAUAGAGCAGGGAGAAAGCAGCCAAAAUGGCACAGUGUUUAUGGAAGAAACUACUUAUCCAGCUUUGGAGGAAACGAGCUCAACAGCUGAGGCAGAGGAAGAAAAGACAACUGAAGACAGUAUCUACAUUGGGACUGCCAGUGAUGAUUCUGAUAUUGUUACCCUUGAGCCACCAAAGUUAGAAGAAAUUGGAAGUCAAGAAGUUAUCACUGUUGAAGAAGCACAGAGUUCAGAAGACUUUAACAUGGGCUCUUCCUCUAGCAGUCAGUAUGCAUUCUGUCAGCCAGAAACUGAAAGAUGGUGGGAGAAGCUGUGGAAGAUUCCUGAAUGCAUAUGGGGAUGGGAUGAUCAACUGAAACACCAUGUUCCCAGCCAGCUCGCUUUCCAAGUAUUUUCGUCUCAGCCUAGUGAUGAUGAAUCAAGUAGUGAUGAAACCAGUAAUCAGCCCAGUCCUGCUUUUAGACGACGCCGUGCUAGGAGGAAGACUGUUUCUACUUCAGAAUCUGAAGAACGGCCACUUGCUGAACAAGAAACCGAACCUUCUAAGGAGUUGAGUAAACAUCAGUUCAGUAGUGGUCUCAAUAAGUGUGUUAUACUUGCUUUGGUGAUUGCAAUCAGCAUGGGAUUUGGACAUUUCUAUGGCACAAUUCAGAUUCAGAAGCGUCAACAAUUAGUCAGAAAGAUACAUGAAGAUGAACUGCAUGAUAUGAAGGAUUAUCUUUCCCAGUGUCAACAGGAACAAGAACCUUUCAUAGAUUAUAAGUCAUUGAAAGAAAACCUUGCAAGGUGUUGGACACUUACGGAAGCAGAGAAGAUGUCCUUUGAAACUCAGAAAACUAACCUUGCUACAGAAAAUCAGUAUUUAAGAAUAUCUCUGGAGAAGGAAGAAAAGGCCUUGUCUUCAUUACAGGAAGAGUUAAACAAACUAAGAGAACAGAUUAGAAUACUGGAAGAUAAAGGGACAAGUACUGAAUUAGUUAAAGAAAAUCAGAAACUUAAGCAGCAUUUGGAAGAAGAAAAGCAGAAAAAAUACAGCUUUCUUAGUCAAAGAGAGACUCUGUUGGCAGAAGCAAAGAUGCUAAAGAGAGAACUGGAGAGAGAACGACUAUUAACUACAGCUUUAAGGGGGGAACUCCAUCAGCUAAGUGGUAUUCAGUUACAUGGCAAGUCAGAUUCUCCCAAUGUAUUUACUGAAGAAAAGGAAAUGGCAGUCUUACGGGAAAGACUCACUGAGCUGGAACGGAAGCUAACCUUCGAACAGCAGCGUUCUGAUUUGUGGGAAAGAUUGUAUGUUGAGGCAAAAGAUCAAAAUGGAAAACAAGAAACUGAUGGAAAAAAGAAAGGGAGCAGAGGAAACCACAGGGCUAAAAAUAAGUCAAAGGACACAUUUUUGGGUUCAGUUAAGGAUACAUUUGAUGCCAUGAAGAAUUCUACCAAGGAGUUUGUGCGGCAUCAUAAAGAGAAAAUUAAGCAGGCUAAAGAAGCUGUGAAGGAAAAUCUGAAAAAAUUCUCAGAUUCAGUUAAAUCUACUUUCAGACAUUUUAAAGAUACCACCAAGAACAUCUUCGAUGAAAAGGGUAAUAAAAGAUUUGGUGCUACAAAAGAAGCAUCCGAAAAACCGAGAACAGUUUUUAGUGACUAUUUACAUCCACAGUAUAAGGCACCUACAGAAAACCAGAAUAAUAGAGGUCCUACUGUGCAGAAUGAUGGAAGGAAAGAAAAGCCAGUUCACUUUGAAGAAUUCAGAAAAAAUACAAAUGCACAGAAAUGCAGUCAUGGGCAUGAUUGUAGAGACAAUUCUCAUUCUUUCAGAAAGGCUUGUUCUGGUGUAUUUGAUUGUGCUCGACAAGAAUCCAUGGGCCUUUUUAACACAGUGGUGAAUCCUAUAAGGAUAGAUGAAUUUAGACAGAUAAUUCAAAGGUACAUGUUAAAAGAACUGGAUACUUUUUAUCACUGGCAAGAAUUUGAUCAGUUCAUCAGUAAGUUUUUCCCAAAUGGUGUCUUUCUACAUGAUCAGAAGCUCUUCACUGACUUUGUCAAUGAUGUUAAAGAUUAUCUUAGAAACAUGAAGGAAUAUCAAGUAGAUAAUGAUGGAGUAUUUGAGAAGUUGGAUGAAUAUGUAUAUAGACACUUCUUUGGUCACACUUUUUCCCCUCCAUAUGGACCCAGUCGACCUGAUAAAAAGCAACGUAUGGUAAAUAUUGAAAACUCCAGGCAUCGAAAACAAGAGCAGAAGCACCUUCAGCCACAGCCUUAUAAAAGGGAAGCCACUGUUAAUGGACACAUUAGGAUCUCUGAGAAUACCAAGAACAGGCUUUGCCACUGGAAAAGAAUGAGCUUAUUAAGACAGCGUCUUGCUCUAUCACCCAGGCUGGAGUGCAGUAGUGUGUGAUCAUGGCUUACUGCAGCCUUGACCUCCUGGACUCAAGUGAUCCUCUUACCUCAGACUCCCAAGUAACUAGGACUAUAGGUGUGUGCCACCAUGACUGGCUAAAUUUUGGAUUUUCUGCAGAGAUGGGGUCUCACUAUAUUGCCCAGCUGGUCUCAAACACCCAGGCUCAAGAAAUAUUUACACCUUGGCUUCCCAAAGGGCUGGGAUUACAGAUGUAAGCCACUGUGCCUAGCCACCAUAGUCUUUUCAUAACCCAGUCUUGUAAGUGAUAUCCCAUCUCUUCUGCUGUAUUAUAUUCAUUUGAAUUGAGUCAACAAAUCUAACCCAUGUUCAAGGGGAGAGGAUUAUACAAAGACAUAAAUAGCAGGAGGAUGGGAUCAUUGGAGACCAUCUCAGAGACUGCUUACCACAAACACAUAUACAGAAAAAUGUGCUAUGAGGAUAAAGCUCUAUGAAUCAUCACUAUAUGAACACAACUGUGUAACUGCCAUACAGAGCAGGAUAAAGAGUAUUAACAGCACCCCCUCGUCCCUCCAAUCCCUACCCCCUUCACAAAAUUAACACAGAGGUAACCUUUCCCCUUCCCAAAGGUAACGACUAUCCUAAUUUCUGAUAGCAUGGAUGAGUUUUACCUUUUUCUGAAUUUUGUAAGAAUAGAAUCAUAUCAUAUAUACUCAUAUCCAAAUUCCUUAAAUCACUAUGCUUUUGAGACGGAACCAAGUUUUUUUGCAUGCUGUAGUUCAUUUACAAUACUGUGGAUUGUAACUAUGUAUGUCACACUGUAUUUAUUCAUUCUGUUGAUGGACAUUGUGCUUCCAUUUUCAGCUGUUGUGAAUACUGCUGUGAGGAACAUUCUUUUACACAUCUUUUGUUAUCCAUAUAUAUGCAUUUCUGUUAGACAUAUACCUAGGAUUGCAAUUGGUGGGCCCUAAGGUAGCAGUCCCUAACCUUUUCGGCACCAGGGACUGGUUUCAUGAAAGAUAAUUUCUUCACAAACAGGUUGCAGGGGUGGGAGUGGAGCAUGGUUUCUGGAUGAAAUUGUUCCACCUCGAUCAUUGGGCAUUAGAUUCCCAGAAGGAGCACAACCUAGAUCCCUUGCAUGUGCAGUUCACAACAGGGUUCAUGCUGGUGUAAGAAUCUGAGAGGAGGUGGAGCUCAGGCAGUAAUGCUUGCUUGCUCACCCCAUGCCAUGCAGCCCAGUUCCUAACAGUCCAGUUCCUAACCUACCAGUCCACAGCCUGGGGAUUGGGGACCCUGGCCCUAAGGUAUAAGUGCAACUAUGUGUUUAUUUAGCACAUAGUAUGUAAAUACUUACAGUUUUCCAAAAUACUGUGUAAAUACAGUUUUCCAAAAUACUGUGUUAGUUUGCAUUCCCACAGGAAUAUAUGAGUUCCACAUUGUUUUAGACAUUGGGUAGAUGUAUAGUAGUAUUUCAUGGUGGUUUUACUUUGUAUUUCCUUGAUGACAAAUGAGAUGAGUAUCUUUAUAUUUAGUGGCCAUUUUAAUAUUUCUGAAGUACCUGAUGAAGUCUUUUUGAUCAUUUUCCUAUGAGUGAUCUGUUUCUUACAGAUUUUUACAAGUUUUCUGUAUAAUCUGGAUGUAAGGGUUUAGUUGGUUAUAUGUAUUAUAGUAUCUUCUUCUGAUCUGUAGCUUGCUUUUUCACUCUUAAUGGUGAAUCUGAUAAACAAAAGUUGUUAAUGUAUUCACAUGUAUCUAUCUUUUUCUUUAUAGUUAGUACUUAUGCUCUAUUGAGGAAAUUUUUGCCUGCCUCCAGAUCAUGAGGAUCUCGUCAUGUUUUGCACAAGCACCGUUGUUUAACUUUACAUCAAGAUCUAUAAUUCCCUUGGAAUUUUUGUUCUUUGUUUUUUAUUUUUGCUUAUGCUGGGAAGGCAGGGGUCCAGAUUUUUUUUUCCAUGUGGAUAGCCAACUAUGUAUUCAUUGAAAAGACUAUCCCUUCCUUACUGUACUACAGUAUCACCUCCCUUAUAAAUAAAGUGACUACAUAUGUUUGAA
Callithrix jacchus (white-tufted-ear marmoset) is the source of this 4711-nucleotide messenger RNA. The record is from RefSeq and is a predicted model, not a curated record. NCBI's taxonomy places the organism in Eukaryota, Metazoa, Chordata, Mammalia, Primates, Cebidae.